CAUUCGUUCUUCGUUCGUUGCUCGUGUAGUACUUGUGCGUGAGCGCGGUUUUGUUCAUAAAAAAAUAAAAUUACACCGUCGCCAUCUUUAAUUUUCUUCAAUUGAAGAAAGAUUGUGAAAUUUUACAAAUAUAUCUUAAUUUAAUACUGUGAAAGUUAAUUCUUCGUCAGAAGAUAUUUUUCGAUCAUUUGCAUUUAGCUAAUCCUCUAAAAAUAAAACUAAUAAAGUACUAGCUUUUACGCUUGUUCUAUGUUAGUGAAUUUUGUGUCUGUGCUUUGUUGAUUAUUAUUAUUUCAACUUUUGGAAAUUCUAAAUUUAAAAUUUUACAAAACCAAAUGUCUCCCAGCGUUAAACAGGUUAAUAACAACACAAAUAAGAAAAUGGCAUUCCGAGGUAAUCAGAAUCGCAACCGCAAUUUCGGCGGUAAUAAUUAUGGUGGUGGCCCAAUGGGUGCCAAUCGCAUGGGAAACAUGAACAUGUCGCCGUGGGAUACCCCAAAUGCCGGUGGUAACUUUGGCGGUGGCAACAUGCGUCAAGGCGGCGGUGGCCAAGGCAUGAACGCACAGGCCAUUAAUUUGGCUAAUAACUUGUUGAACAACUUGUUCAGAAACCAAAAUCCACCAUCUCUGUUGGAUCUGCCACGCGGCGGAGGAGGCGGUAUGGGCAAUCGCAAUCAACGCGGCGGACCGAUGGUCAAUCGUGGUGCUCCUGGCAAUCGCAUUAAUAAUCGCCGUGCUCAAGGAGGUUUUCAAAACCGUGGCGCAGCUGGUGCUAAAUCAGCACAAAAGCAAGGCGCUGGCGGAAUUCGCAAGCAGAAUGCUUUCGAUCGUGCUAAGAAACUUUUGGCUAAAAAUGCCAACAAUAACAAAAAGAAGGAUACCGCUUCUGGCGAUAAGAAAACUGAGAGCAAGGAGUCACCCUAUGCCAGCGUACCCAACGACAUGUUCUAUUGCCAUUUGUGUAAGAAACAUAUGUGGGACGCCAACUCGUUCGAGAAUCACAUUAAGGGUCGCACACAUUUAAUGAUGCGCGAGGGCAUCGAAGAAAGCUAUCGCCUAAAGGCUAAUAUGAUACGCCAAGAGGCCAAGAUCGCUGAGCAAUUGAAAUCGAUUGAAUUGGAUCGUUUGAAGCGCAUGGGCAAGACCAAGCAACGCCAAUUGGAAUAUUGUACUAUGUGCGAUUUGAAUUUCCAUGGUCAUAUUUCGGCGCAUCGUAAAUCGGAGGGUCACUUGAGUUUGAAGAAGUUCUUGCAUCCCAAAUGUAUUGAGUGCAAUAAGGAAUUCGCUACACGCAUUGAUUACGAUACACAUUUGUUAUCGGCUGAUCACUUGCAAAAGGCCGCCGAGAAGAACACCAAGGUUGGUGAACGUAAGCGUAACACAUUGACUAUUCAUACCGAAGAAGAGGAGUCGAAGGACUUGCGUCCACCACAAAAGAAGAGGAAGAAGCCUGUUGCCAAGAAGGCUGAGGGUGAGGGUGAAGUCAAGAAGGAGGGAGAAGAAGCUGCUGAAGGUGAGGAGGCCGAAGGUGAAGAAGCUGAAAAGAAAGAGGGUGAAGAGGGCGCUGAUGAAACCAAAGAGGGUGAAGAUUUAAAUGAAACACAAGAAGAGGAGGAAGUCGCUUUGCCCGUCGAUCCAGAAGACUGCAUUUUAGACUUCUCUGAUGGUGAUGAAAUACCGACCGAAGUCGAUACACGUUUGCCCAAAUACAAUUGGACACGUCCAGUUGGUGCCGGUCUCAUUACGAAAUUGGAGUGUUUCGAGUGCUCGCUAUGCGGCAAAUUCUUCGAUACAGAAAAGACCGUCGAGGUGCAUUCUCGCACUGUUACACAUCACCGCAACUUCUUGAAGUUCAUUAACGAGAAAGCGAGCGAUACUAAGAUCGCGCAAAAACGCGCCGCCGCCGCUCUUGAGGAGAGUGAACGCAAGAAGCGCAAGUUGGAGGAAGCUGAAGCAGCUGCCACCGAAGUUAAGGCAGAAAAUGGUGAAGAGGGUGAGGGUGGUGAAGCCGCCGAGGGUGAACUGUACGAUCCAUCCGAGGCUACUGGUGAUGAUGAAGAUGUAGAAAUGAAUGAAAAUGGUGAAGCCGCCGAAGGCGAGGAGGGCGAUGAAGAGGCCGGCGAUGAGGAAAUGGAGGCACAAGAACAAGAUGGUGAAGCCGAGGCUGAGGUCGAUCCUGAGCCUGAGCCAGAGCCAGAACCAGAGCCUGUUAAAGAACAGCCAAAGCCCGAGCCUGUCAAGACACCAGCCAAAGCCGCUCCAGCAACACCAGCACCAGUCACACCCACAGCUGAAACAUCGCCGGCCAAAAAAGCAACACCAGCUCGCGCCGCACCAAAAGCAACGCCGCGUGGUCGUGGACGUGGACGUUACAAUCGCUACUAAGCAAAUAGUUUGAGUGUAAACGUUUAACUAGACAAACAAAAAAUUAAAAGAAAAUAAUGAUUUCCACUAUUUAAGUUUAGUUGUACUACUUUCCAACAAAUUAUAAAUAAAAACAAAAAACCCUUAUGUUUUGCAACUUGACAAGAUAUAAUUAAUAAAUAAAACUAUAAAUUCAAUAUACACCUAUUCUAUAUUAAUAAUUUAUUAUUAACUUAAUUGCAAUCAUACUUACUGAAGAUCUAUCGAAACAUAAUAUUUCAUUGAAAUAUACGAGUAAAAAAUAUUCUACUCUAGAAAGCAAAAUAACAAUGAAAAACAUUUAAAGCCAGUAAAAAUUGUCAAAAUCAUAAUAAAAAGAGUAAGGGGCGCACAUGCAAACCUUUUUGCAAAUGUGUGAAUGAGUAUUUGAAGAGAAGUAUUGUCCUGUGUGUGGUGUUUUGAAUCACAAGCAGAAGAGGUACACUGGAUUUGAUGCUGUAUUAUGCAUUAUAAAAUGUAAAAGCAUAUUUUAAGAGGUAAAUAAAACAACCUUUAGAUGUACAAAAUAAAAAAAACUGA
This is a messenger RNA of Bactrocera dorsalis (oriental fruit fly), 2942 nucleotides long. It is a transcript of the gene Pep, whose product is annotated as zinc finger protein on ecdysone puffs. Gene Ontology annotation, cellular component: nucleus. Lineage: Eukaryota; Metazoa; Arthropoda; Insecta; Diptera; Tephritidae. The transcript has 5 exons. The coding region runs from base 336 to 2384 and encodes 682 amino acids. The record is from RefSeq and is a predicted model, not a curated record.